AUGAUAAGUUUUCUUUUUUUAGACGAAAAAUUUGUAGUAAAGAUUUCCUGGAAAGGUGUGGGUCAAAAGUUAGAAGUCGAACUUCAUUUGAAAGCACGCAAUAUGAGAGGGCUAGCGAUAUUGAUUGAAUCGAGUGAUUGCUGCAAGAUUUGUGACUCUCGUAGCGACUUAUCUUUCACGGAAGGAAUGAAAAAAGAUAUUCAUCCACCCGAAUCCAAAAUAACGGCUUGCAACUCAGUGCAAUUCAGAUUGUUAAUGUUACGGCUUGACCGUGGUUUAGCUUAG
Blumeria graminis f. sp. triticale is the source of this 285-nucleotide messenger RNA. NCBI's taxonomy places the organism in Eukaryota, Fungi, Ascomycota, Leotiomycetes, Helotiales, Erysiphaceae. The record is from the annotation of a GenBank genome assembly.